UCACCAAAUACAGAAAAAUAAUCUUUUUAUACUAUUUAACAAUUAACGUUUUUCCCUCUGUUUCUCUUUCUUCCAAUUCCAACCAUUUUCUCAACCUUUUCUCUUGUUGCAAGAUUCUUUCAACCUCUUUUCUCUUGCAACAAUUUCAAUUCCUUCUUCUUCUCACACAUACUAGCUUCAAUUCAAGCUUUUUCACGCAUGAUUUGGUUACCAAAUUGAUAUAUUCAUGGGUGAUUGAUUCCGCGAUCUGCAUAAAGUACACACGUGUGGUGGAUCUCUGAAAUUUAUGAACCUUUUCCCAUCUGGGUUUUGUUGAUUUGGUUUUUUUCGAUGGGUUUGAGAUAUAAAGCUGGGUUAUUUCUCAUAGGUACGGUUGUUAUCAUAUGGGUCAGCUCUGCUGAAGUCACACAGAAUAUUUAUACAGAUUAUAAGCAGCCAUUUGCGGUGACAUAUCUCGGAGCUUCUCUCAUGGUAGUUUACCUCCCAAUAGCAUUCAUUAAGGAUUGGUUCUAUAACUUGCUUAAACACCGGUCUUCUAAAAGUGGAAAAAAUGCAGAAAGCGACGGGGACAAGUUUCCUAUCAAAAUUAGUUCUCCACUCAAAGGAAAUGGAGUGCAGAAAAACUUUGAAGUGGAACUCCCGAACAUUGUUCGAAAAGAAAGUGAUAUAGAUCUUUCAAGUCUUGCAGAGAUAGCGCCAUUGGUGGAUAAAUAUAAUGAAACUGGUGUGGCAAAGGUAGAAAAAGAACUUACUGCAAAAGAAAUCGCUACUUAUGGAUUUUACAUUGCACCUAUCUGGUUUGUAACAGAGUAUCUAUCAAAUGCCGCGCUUGCCCGUACAAGUGUCGCGAGUACAACAGUAUUGUCAUCUACUUCAGGACUCUUCACUCUUUUCAUCGGUGUGUUAAUGGGUCAAGACACUUUGAAUGUAUCCAAAGUAGUUGCUGUCUUGGUCAGCAUGGCCGGGGUUGCCAUGACAACUCUGGGAAAAACAUGGGCCGCAGAUGACUCGCAAUUGAAUGCUUCCAAUGGACGGCGCUCUCUUGUUGGAGAUCUUUUUGGCCUUCUCUCAGCCAUGUCAUAUGGUCUAUUUACUGUUCUUCUAAAAAAGUUUUCUGGUGAAGAAGGUGAACGUGUUGACGUGCAAAAGCUGUUUGGAUAUAUUGGAUUGUUUACACUUGUAGCACUAUGGUGGCUUAUCUGGCCGUUGUCGGCCUUAGGAAUUGAACCCAAGUUUGCGAUUCCUCAGUCUGCCAAAAUGGAUGAAGUGGUUCUUGCAAAUGGAUUUGUUGGAAGUGUUCUCUCAGACUACUUCUGGGCACUCUGUGUUGUAUGGACAACUCCCCUCGUGGCCACUUUGGGCAUGUCACUCACUAUUCCUCUUGCUAUGUUGGCUGAUAUGGUAAUCCACGGUCGGCAUUAUUCAGCACUAUACAUUCUUGGCUCAGUUCAGGUAUUUGCAGGUUUUGUGAUAGCUAAUCUUUCAGAUUGGACGACAAAGAGGUUGGGAUUAUAGCACAUGAUGUUUUGUUGAUUAGUUUGUGGACAACACUUAUUCAUUUUUUGGUUGAUUUAUCCUUCCACUUUUCUGAUUUAGUGUCAUAGCACGAGUCAAUCAGUAUCUGUUGAAAACCAAAGUCUUAAUCCUGUUUUGUUUUUUUUGAAAUUUUCAAGGAAAUCAACAAAAGAGUGUUGUUUCCAUGAUGUAUUUGUUCUGUGUAUAUGUUUUUUUAUUUUAUUUUAUUUUAUUUUAGAGUGAGUACUUUGUUGUAAUCAUGUCUUUGAAUAGGUGCUAGCACAAUUUGUGGCUACAUCAGUAAAUGGGUUUUUAAAUGAAAGAAAUUGAGAAUUUCACUUGGUA
Messenger RNA from Lathyrus oleraceus (garden pea), 1860 nucleotides. RefSeq lists its product as uncharacterized. The coding region runs from base 331 to 1515 and encodes 394 amino acids. Lineage: Eukaryota; Viridiplantae; Streptophyta; Magnoliopsida; Fabales; Fabaceae. Gene Ontology annotation, cellular component: membrane. The record is from RefSeq and is a predicted model, not a curated record. The transcript has 8 exons.